Molecule: messenger RNA, 502 nt
Organism: Psylliodes chrysocephalus
Lineage: Eukaryota; Metazoa; Arthropoda; Insecta; Coleoptera; Chrysomelidae
Source: the annotation of a GenBank genome assembly
AAACUGAACUUUGCAAAAUGGCAUUUCUAAAGAAUAAUGUUGAAUGUGCCAGAGGAAAAACUAUUGAGGAAGGAAACAACAUAUAUUCUGUUCUUAGUGAAAAAAAUUCGACCAUGAAGUAUUCUGUUAAUAUGGAUCUUGUUUGUUGUGACUGUCCCAUCGGAAAAGAUGGGAGACUUUGUAAACACCAAGUAGCUAUUGCUAAGUUUAUGGAUGUCUCCAAUAGAAAUAUAAUUCCUUUAAAUGAUCCUAAACAAAAGCAAUAUCUAUAUUAUAUUGCAGCGGGCAAAGAAAUGGACUUGUAAUUUUUUAACUCGUUAAGAACACAUACCAAGCAACACACUAGUUCUGACAAAUCAGUGAUAUGUACCAGUAAAUCAGAUAUAAGGGAUAAUAGUGAUGCUUUAAAUAAUGAAGGUGAUAUAAAUCCCACUUGUAGUACUAUUUUUGGUAAUGAAGAUGAUAUGGAUGUGGAUAUUAAUGAAACUCCUACUCUAGAGAA